Molecule: messenger RNA, 4347 nt
Organism: Benincasa hispida (wax gourd)
Lineage: Eukaryota; Viridiplantae; Streptophyta; Magnoliopsida; Cucurbitales; Cucurbitaceae
Product: ATP-dependent RNA helicase-like protein DB10
Molecular function (GO): ATP binding; RNA helicase activity; nucleic acid binding
Source: RefSeq, a predicted model, not a curated record
AAAUUAAGGAACCAACCAAGAAAAGAAAAAGAAAAAAAAAAGAGAAAAGAAAAGAAAAGAAAUUAGAGAAGCCCUACCUCCAUCAUCUUCUUCCUCUUCCCCUUGUAGCCGCCGACCACCCUCCCCCUUCUGCUCAGUCUUCUUGGCCGGCGAGCGUUGUGGCGGUGAAACCCAUAAAUCAGGUCUGCCAUGGAAACUCGAUUCUCGAUGACAGCUCCAUGGGUUUUAUGGUCGUAGUGUAAUAAAGCAGAUGCGACGACCAUGAGACGGGAACCCUCUCUUUACACCUUCGCAUUAAUGUCUCUCCGUCUCGUCAGGUUUCGGCAUUGACUCACCCUUCGAUUGGCUUCAAAUUGGUGUAUCCAUAUCGUCUAAGGUCCAGAUCUAUAAUUUCGGACGUUUUUGGACACCAACGAGCCAGGUUUAGAGCCUCUGCGGUAAGAUUUGUUUGAAAUCAUGGAAACUGGGGACUCUGCUCCCCCUUCCCUCGGUCCCCGCUAUGCACCGGAUGACCCUACUCUUCCCAAACCUUGGAAGGGAUUGAUUGAUGGGAGCACUGGACUAUCAUACUACUGGAACCCUGAAACCAACGUUACUCAGUAUGAGAAACCGGUCUCUUUGCCACCACCAUUACCACUCGGUCCUCAUCCUAGCGUCUCCACUUCCAAGCCGACUUCAAUCCCGGAGGCUCAUUCAAUGCCAUCAAAUGACACAUUGGCACCUCAUGUACAGCAAAAUCAUCAUGUCCCUCAACAAGAUGGCCAAUUAAACAGCCAACUUUCGCAACAACCUGGACAUCUGAUCACACAACAACACAGUUUUGUUGCCAGUCAGGUGGCCAUUAAUCACCAUCCUAGCAUGCAAAUGGCACCAGAUGGGCGACAACAUGGCGCGCAAUCAAACCAGGUCAUGCACCAACCGGGGCUAUUUGCAAUGUCGUCACAGCAUAUUGGCCACCAGCAGGUUCAUCAAGGUCAGAAAAUGGCACAUGCUAAUCAACAAAUGUCUCAACAUCCUAACCAACAACCGCUACAGAAUCAAAGGCAAACCCUACAGAAUCCGGGACAACAAAUGCCACCACCAUCAGUCCAGCAUUUAGGACAGCCAAACAUGCAAAAUCCAACCCCAUUAGUCGGGCAACCUCAAGGUCUGCAAUAUGGUCAGCAGCAACUUCAGUAUAUUGGUUACCAACAAAGCGUUCAUCCAAAUGUUCAACAGAAUUUGCAGCAGCAAGUUCAACAAAGUCCUUCAGGUCAGCCAUUUGGUAAUCACGUCGAACAGAAGCCGACUUUUCUGAAGAGAGAGGAGGAGAAUAUCCAGUCAGGAAACCAAGUUGGAUUUUCUUCUUCCCAGUUUCAACAAAGUGGUGGCACUUCAUCUAUUCAUGGAACCAAUUCUUCUCAAACGCAACAAUUUGGUUUAGCAUCUGAUCAGGCACGACAAUUUGGUAGCUCUCCAGGAAACAUGCAACAACAACAUCCUGUGGUUCAAUUGCCGCAUGCAGGUACUGAAUUGACUCAUCGCCAUCAUCAUUCUAGAUUCCAAGAUCAAAUGGGCCCAACUGUGAUGCAGGGGCAGCAAGCUGGUGCCGAACAUUUGCCAGGCAGAGCCGGAAAUGUAUAUUACUUUGGCGGGAAUGAGGGGCCUGGCAUUGGUCCACAUCAGCCAAGGCUUGCAGCAAUACCAAUGGCAAGGAGCCAGCAGGACACAAGGAUGAGUGGUGUUCCAUUUCCAAGUGCGGCACCCGGUCAUCAUAGUGGGACAAAUUUUGCAGCUGGUCCGACACAUAAUUUGAAUAGCCAUGGAUCUGGUGGUCCAUCAUUGUCAAAUAAUGCAUUGAUGGGCCCUCCUCAUAUUGGAGCUUCAGAUGUUACUAAUAUGUCACCUGUUGAAGUUUAUCGUAAACAACAUGAAGUAACUGCUACGGGUGAUAAUGUUCCAGCUCCAUUCAUGACAUUUGAGGCUACUGGCUUCCCUCCGGAGAUACUGAGAGAGAUAUAUUCUGCUGGUUUCUCAUCUCCUACGCCAAUUCAAGCACAAACAUGGCCCAUUGCCCUGCAAGGUCGGGACAUAGUAGCGAUUGCUAAAACGGGGUCUGGGAAAACUUUGGGCUAUUUGAUUCCUGCCUUCAUUCUUCUUAGGCAUUGCCGAAAUAACCCUCAAAAUGGACCAACUGUGUUGGUUUUGGCUCCUACUAGGGAGCUUGCUACUCAAAUACAAGAUGAAGCUCUUAAAUUUGGGAGAUCUUCUCGGGUUUGUUGUACGUGCUUGUAUGGUGGAGCCCCAAAAGGUCCUCAAUUAAAAGAGUUAGAUCGUGGUGCUGAUAUCGUGGUGGCAACUCCUGGACGGCUUAAUGAUAUACUUGAAAUGAAGAUGAUCAACUUUAGGCAAGUUUCACUGCUUGUGCUUGAUGAAGCUGAUCGGAUGCUUGACAUGGGAUUUGAACCCCAAAUUAGGAAGAUUGUGAAUGAAAUACCACCACGUAGACAAACUCUUAUGUAUACAGCAACCUGGCCCAAGGAAGUAAGAAAAAUAGCGAAUGAUCUUCUCGUCAAUUCUGUCCAGGUGAAUAUUGGUAGCGUUGAUGAACUUGCUGCUAACAAGGCUAUUACACAGUAUGUUGAAGUUGUCCCACAGAUGGAAAAACAGAGACGGUUGGAGCAGAUCCUUAGAUCCCAAGAACGGGGGUCUAAGGUAAUAAUUUUUUGUUCUACGAAGAGGUUGUGUGAUCAGCUUGCACGGAAUCUUGGACGUGGUUUUGGGGCUGCUGCUAUUCAUGGAGACAAAUCACAGGGGGAGCGUGAUUGGGUAUUGAACCAGUUUCGUAGUGGAAAGUCCCCAAUACUAGUUGCCACCGAUGUUGCUGCUCGUGGGCUUGACAUCAAAGAUAUAAGAGUGGUGAUCAACUACGAUUUUCCAACUGGAAUUGAGGAUUAUGUCCACCGAAUUGGAAGAACUGGGAGGGCUGGAGCAACGGGAGUGGCAUAUACCUUCUUCUCUGAACAGGAUUGGAAAUAUGCUGCUGAUUUGAUUAAAGUACUGGAGGGUGCGGACCAACCCGUGCCUCCUGAGUUGCGAAAUAUGGCUAUGCGUGGUGGGCCGAGUUUUGGGAAGGAUAGGGGUGGGAUGGGACGUUAUGAUGCAGUUAUGGGUGGCAGUCGCUGGGAUUCAGGAGGCCGAGGUGGUAUGAGAGAUGGCGUUGGUGGUCGUGGUGGUGCAAGGGAUGGAGAGUUUGGUGGCCGUGGUGGGAUGAGAGAUGGCGGGUUUGGGUGUCGUGGUGGGAUGAGAGAUGGUACUGCUGGUGGACGAGGUGGGAGAGGUAGUUUCUUUUCUGCACGGGGUAGAGGACGGGGUUUUGGUGGUCCUGCUGGUGGUCAUGUUGGUUGGGGCAGGGGUGAUCGUGGUGGCCCACAUGAUAGGUUCAAUAGUAUGGAUGGACGUGGUCGUGGACGUGGACAGGGUCGAUUUGAUAACAGAAGAGACUUCAGUAGGAGUAGAGGCAGAAGUUAUAGUCGUAGUCCUGAAAGAGUCCGAACAUGGGGUUACAGCCGAAGUCGCAGUCGUAGUGGUAGCCAUAGUUGCAGUAGUAGAAGCUGGAGCCGGAGUCGAAGUCGUAGCAGGAGCAGAAGUAGGAGCCGGAGUUGGUCCCGCCGUUAUAGUCGAAGCCGUAGUCGUAGCCGUAGCCGUAGCCACGAUAAUAAUGAGCGAUCACGUGAGGGAAACUUUGAUAGAAAGGACGAUCCACCUCCCGAGUCAGUAGCUGCAACGUCUCCUGGCACACAAAAGAACACUUCUGAAUCAGGAGAAGAUGUGAGGCAGCUUCCUCCGGUGUCCAGGAGCGGUAAUAUCGAGCCAGUGAAUCCAGAAAUGGGUACCGACAUGAGUGAUCAAAUUGUUAAUGCAGCAGCUCAAGUAAUAUGAAUGAAUGUUUCUAUCUGUUGGUUUCUGGAUGAAUGAUGGCCGGCUUUGGGUUUUGAUAAUUCCCAAUUUAAUAUCUUUUGAAAAUUUUCUUGUAGAGAAGCUUAUAAAGGAAAAUUUAACUAAUAUGAAGGUUAACAAAGGUGGGGAUUCGAGGGAUCUUUACAAUUUACGAUUGAUGAUGAUGCUGUAUGAAUACGUUGGCUGUGGUAGCAAUUAGAUAAUUACAUAGGGAUGUUUGGGAUCUGAUAAAAGCAGAGAGUUGAGUUGAACUGAUAAUUAUUAUUUGAAGAGUUAAAUUACUUCUAUUGUGUAGAGUUGAGUCGGUAAUUAUUGUCUGUGUUUGGUGUGCAAAAUCGAGUUGAUGAAUCUGAAAGUCAGUGUUUGGGUGUAAAGUUGAGUUGAGAUAUUUGAUGCAGUUUUUGUAAA